Molecule: messenger RNA, 4434 nt
Organism: Dichotomopilus funicola
Lineage: Eukaryota; Fungi; Ascomycota; Sordariomycetes; Sordariales; Chaetomiaceae
Exons: 3
Biological process (GO): early endosome to late endosome transport
Cellular component (GO): early endosome; late endosome; transport vesicle
Molecular function (GO): SNARE binding; guanyl-nucleotide exchange factor activity; phosphatidylinositol binding
Source: RefSeq, a predicted model, not a curated record
AUGCGCCCGCAACCCCUCAACCCCUUCCUCUCCGCCCUCUCCAAAAGCCCCCUCCUCGCCCAAUGCAGUCCCCCCCAACACCACAUCCUGCUCGUCCCCACCGCCGAUGUCCUCCUCAACACGCGUGACGUCGAUUCCGGUGCGCCCCUUGUCGUGGCUGCCGGUUUGACGGCUGCUGCGGCGGGGGGGGUGGCGGAUGAGUUUUUGGCGAGUCAUAUCAUUCGGUUGCCGGUGUCGCCUACCAGUGGGGGUAAUGGGGGGAAGGGAGUAGGACAGGAGGGGGGGCAGAAUUUGAGGGAGAUGAGGGGGAAACCGAAGAUUUUUGGGACGGUUAAUGGGAGGAGUUUGGUGGUUAAGGAUCAUGGGAUUUAUACGAAUAAGGGGUUUAAAUCGCUGGCGCAGGCCACGCUGCUGCACGACUGCAUCUGGUAUCCCGACACGCUCGAUCCGCGCUCGUUUCUUGUUUAUUACAUCUCGCGACCGCUGGUGGGGUCCUGGGAGGAGAUUCGGAUCACGCCAGCGUUGUUGCCGCCUACACGCGAGGGGGGGCCUAGGUCUGUUGCUGCUGACGGCCAGGAACAGUCGUCGCAAUCACAGUCACAAUCAAAUACGCAGGGGGCGUCGUCGUCCGGAUCGCCAAAGAAAAAGGACGUGCGGACCUUCCACGAGCUGUUGAUCCACUUCCCCGCCAUCGCCAAGCAGAUGCAAGGCGGACUGGAGAAACUCUUCCGCGAGUUCACGCAGGUGUUUGAGCGGCCACUACCCCCACCACCAUCAGCCAGCGAGAUCCCCGACCCCGAACCGGACGGACCGAUCGCCACGGCACUCAAACGAGCCAGGUCCAGCAGCGAUGUCGACCGGAGCAGCACCAGCCAUGACCAGGGGAGCGUAGUCGAGGGUUCUAACAGCACCAGUAACACCGGCAGCACAUUCCAAGACGACGACGAAACAAUCAUGCGCACGGCCAUGGAAACCGCCGUCACGGCCGCCAUCGACCUCUUCCAAAGCGUUGACAGGCAACAACUGUCCCUGCUUGGCGCGACGACUGACCUGACCGGCCCGCUGGUGGAGCGGUUGAUCGAACGGUACAUUGCCGAGAACGUGCACCAUAUGGUUUUUCCGCGGCUGGCUACGGUGCGGCGGCCGGAGGACUUGGAGUUGGAGGCCAAGAUCCGGCAGAUGGAGCAUAUCGAUAUUUCACAGCUGGGGGUGGUGGUGGAGGGUGGGAGUCGAGCCAAGAGGGAGGCGGUGCGUCGGUUGGAGCGGGCGGUGGAAGAGUUCAGGAAGAUGCCGCAUGCUAGUUGUCCGCAGGAGAUGAUGGAGAUUUUGUUGGGGACUAUGAAAGCUGCUACGCAGUUGGCUGGGCCUGGUUCUCCCGGUCCUGGGCCUGGUGAAUUUACCCCCGAGACAGGGUCUAACUCGUCACUAACCGGGUCUGAGUCAAUGUCCGGGUCCGGAUCGGGGUCUGUCGAGAAACCAGCCACGACCGCCUCGACCAUGACGAUCAACGCGGACACGCUGGUAUCGCUGCUGCUGUAUGUCGUGAUCAAGGCGCAGAUCAAGCACCUGCAGGCUCGGCUGAGCUACAUGCAAGGGUUUGUGUUUGUGGAUGAUGUCGAGAGUGGGGAGAUGGGGUAUGCGCUGAGCACGUUUGAGGCGGUGCUUUCGUAUCUGGAUCGGGAUUCGGUCGGGUUGAGGCGGGCGAGUCGGAGAAAUCGGGCGUUGUGGGAUGCGGUGGGGAAGGGGGAUAUGGGGGGGUUGAGGAGGAUUAUGGAGCCUGAUGAGUAUGAUCAUGAGGGGGUUGAUGCCGGGGCUGGUGGUGCUGUGGGGGAUGAGGAUCGGGGGGAGGUGGGACAGGCUAGGAGCCAGUCGAGGAGACAGUCGAGUGGCGGGUGGAGUUUUACGCAUGGCGUGUCGAGGCGGUCGUCGUCGGUAACGUCGUCACGGGGAUUGGUGUUGGGGGGGCCGACGGAGAGUUUCUCGCGCGGGUCUGGGCUGGGACAUGUGUUUCCGUUUCAGGCGACGGAGAAUCACAAUAACGAUGAUGCUGAAAGGGACUUUCUGCUCCCCCCGCCGAAACGGAUCAAGAAAGUGGCCAUGGACACGCGCAGCAUGUCGAGCGGGUCGGAGAUCUCGUUCCGGUCCAUGCCGCUCAGCAGCAUCGGCACCAUCAGCGGGCUGGACGAAGACGACGGCGACACGUCCAUCGCGCGCCUGGCGCAGACGCAGGAUGCGUUCGGCGAGUCGGUGCCCAUGAUGGCUGUGCAGCACGGCCAGCGGGAGGUGCUACAGUAUCUGCUCUCGCUGCGCGCGUGGUACCCGGCAUCCGUGGUGUUCGAGGACCAGAACAACGAAGGCACCACACUGUUCAGCGCGGCGGUGCAGCUCGGCGACGACACCGUGAUAAACACCGUGCUGGAUUUCCUGCUGGAUGCGUCCCCCGACAAUGACCGCGUCAUCCGGGAGUAUCUCGCCGUCCAAGACACCUGGGGCCGCAGCGCCGCGCACUACCUCUUCCACGCGCCGUUUCUGAUUGCUCGACUCGGUCGCCUACUCCCCUGGCGCCAGCGCGACAAAAACGGCCAGACCCCGCUAUUUGCACUGUGUCGGUCGUACGACCACCCGGACUACAACACCAUGGUGCGCGAGGCGCUCGACGCCGCAACGCGCACCCAAGGCGAUGGCCAGCCGCUGCAUGUGGAUGAUCAUGUGGAUGGCAAAGGGAAUACCCUGCUGCAUAUCAUCCACGACGCGGCGCUGGCGCGGUUCGUGCUGCGGAAGUGUGAUGUGGAUGUGAAUGCGGUCAACGAGAAACGGUUUACCCCGCUGAUGCUGGCGAGCAAGUACGGGCGUCUGGAUAUGGUGCGGACGCUGUUUGGGGAUGUGCGCGUGGAUAUUGCGGCGAGGGAACUGCGUGGGUUGACGGCCGUGGAGUUGGCGAAGGAUGAUGAGGUCAGGAACAAGAUUGAUGAUUUGGUGCUGUUUCAGAUGAUGCCGGGGACGGCGACGGGGAGGGCUUUGGCGAGAGGGGUUAUGGGACGGGGGAGGGGGAAGAGGAAGAGGGGGAAUAAGGGGGGGAAUAAUGGAGGCCGUGGUGGUCAGGGGCAUGGGCAUGGGCAUGGGCAUGGGCAUGGGCAUAGUGGUAGUGUUACUAGUAUUGCUAGUAUUGCUAGUAACGCUAGUAACGCUAGUAACGCUAGCAAUACGAGUGCUGCUAGUAAUGUCGGGAAUGGCAACGACAACACCGGCAACAGCACCGGCAACGCUAGCAAUACCAACAACGACACCGGCAACACGGGGGACAACAACACCGAGGGCAGAGACGGACGGACGACAGCGGUCGUCCGCGCAUACUUCGUCGAGGACGCGUCGGUGCGGUUCGUGCUCAAGUCCAGCGCACUCGUCGACUCCCAAAACCUCGCCGUCACCACCUGCCGGCGCUCCCUCGCCGACUUCGAGCGCCUCGCCCACCUCCUCCAAAACGAAAGCCCCGCCUCCUGGCUGCCCUCCCUCUCCGACCUCCGCUCCCCGAUCCAAAUCCCCUCGCGUCCCAGCCGCGCCGUCCUCCGCGACCUGCAGCAGCGCAUGGACGGGUUUUUGAGGGUACUGCUGCAGCACCCGACGUUUGGGACACAUGAGAUGCUGUGGGAGUUCUUUUUGGUGCCGGAUCUGCAGCUAGAUGUGAUGGCGGAGAGGAGUCGGUUGAAGGCCGAGGCGAUGUUGGGACGGGUGCACGAGGAGAUGGAGCCGGUCGGGGAGUUGAGGGAGGUGGAACAGUUUGUGGACCAUGCGAGGGAGAUGGUUAGGGGGGUGCAUUUUUCUACGAGGAGUGUUGCGAGACGGGCGAAUGCUUUGGGGAAUGUUUCUGUUGACCUCCACGAAUCCCUCUACCUCCUAACCCGCACAACCUCCACCCUCCCCUUCCUCCCCCCCACCCACACCCACGCCCUCGCCAUCUACACCGCCGCCCUCUCCCCCUCCUCCACCGCCCCCAUAACCACCUUCUUCACCACCUUCCUAACCCUCUACCACAACGUCGAAGCCGUCCUCUCCGCCCUCUCCCGCCCCCCGCAAACCAUAUCCGCCAUCCACGCCGCCCGCCGCGACGCCGAACGUAACCACUCCUCUCUCGCCCGCACCUCCCGCUGGCCCCUUGGGCUCGGCGGGGCGGGCGGAGGGGCGUUUUCCCUGCCGGGCUUGGAUGAGACGAGGGCGAGGAUACAGGAGGAAAGAGCCGAAAAGGUGAGGAGGAGUGAGGGGGAGGCGGGGAGGUUGGAGAGGGAAUUGAGGUGGCAGCAGCAGACUGUUGCGGGGGAGUUGGCGGGGUGGAGGGAGAUGCAUGAACGCAUGGGACGGAGGGCGGUUAGGGAGUUGGCGAGGGGGAUGGUGGUUGGGGAGAGGGGGAGGUUGGAGGGGAUGAGGAGGGCUUUGAGG